AUGGCACCCAAUCUUCCGAAAGACUAUAAGGUCGCCAUCUUCGAGAAGAAAGGCGAGCCUUUGACCUUCAAACAGGUGCCGCUUGAGCUGCCCAAGUCAGGGGAGGUUCUCGUCAAAGUGCUGGCGUGUGGUAUCUGCCAUUCGGACGCCGCAGUACAGCACGGCGUGUUCGGAAAUUCGUUUCCGAUUAUCCCCGGCCACGAAAUCAUUGGCGAUGUCGUUGCAGUACCAGACACAGAGAAGCGUUGGAAAGAGGGAGACCGUGUAGGAGGUCCCUGGCAUGGUGGUCACGAUGGAACCUGCAAAGCAUGUCAACGCGGGUUGUUCCAGAUGUGUGACAAUGAGUUGAUCAACGGCGUCACCAAAUCUGGAGGAUUCGCGGAAUACGUGACGCUGAGAACAGAGGCAGUCGUGUCUGUCCCUGAUGAUGUUGAUCCCGCCGAAUUCUGCCCACUGCUCUGCGCAGGAGUCACUGUCUUCAACGGUCUGCGACGCCAGAACGUUCUUCCAGGAUCCGUGGUCGCCGUUCAAGGCCUAGGUGGUCUUGGCCAUCUUGCACUGCAAUAUACCAGCAAGAUGGGAUACAGAACGGUCGCCAUCUCCUCGAGCUCGGCUAAGAAGGAUUUCGCCAUGCAACUCGGCGCGCACGACUAUAUCGACGCUUCCAAGGGCGACAUUGCUGCACAACUCCAGGCGCUGGGCGGAGCGGCGUGCGUCAUUUUCACCGCGCCAAACCAGGAACUCAUCCCUCCGUUGCUUCAGGGCCUGGGCCCGAUGGGCAAGAUCCUGGUGCUGGCCGCAUCUGCCCCUGUCGAGAUCAACACGGCUUCCAUGAUCCAGAAAGGAUUGAGCAUCUCCGCCUGGCCGAGCGGGCAUGCUUUGGACAGUGAAGAAGCCAUUGAAUUUGCCCGUGUGCACAACGUCAAUGUCAUGAUUGAGAAAUUCCCUCUGGAAAAGGCGAAUGAAGGGUUGGAGAAGAUGGUCAGUGGUAAGGUUAGAUUCCGAGGCGUGCUGAUCCCAUAA
This is a messenger RNA of Capronia coronata CBS 617.96, 1023 nucleotides long. RefSeq lists its product as uncharacterized. The record is from RefSeq and is a predicted model, not a curated record. Bases 1 to 1023 code for a protein of 340 amino acids. NCBI's taxonomy places the organism in Eukaryota, Fungi, Ascomycota, Eurotiomycetes, Chaetothyriales, Herpotrichiellaceae. The transcript has 6 exons.